Molecule: messenger RNA, 603 nt
Organism: Candidula unifasciata
Lineage: Eukaryota; Metazoa; Mollusca; Gastropoda; Stylommatophora; Geomitridae
Source: the annotation of a GenBank genome assembly
AUGUCUGGCUCGAUGGGUAAAUGGAAACUGCGAAAUAUGGGACCUAGUUACGACCUAGCAUCUACUAGCCCAGAACCAAUACCUACUUUGAAUGUGGUUUCAAGGUCUGAACUAAAUUUAAGGGCCCCGUAUAUGCGAACGGGCGGUCGGUCUCCAUACUUUCAUGCUCAGAGAGACAAAGCUCGGGCUAGUAGUGAAGACGAUUCAGGUCGGGCGUACAGUGAUGAUGGGGGAAGGCAUAAUGCACAUGUUUUAUCAAACAUUGGUGUUGACUAUAUGCGUAUCAAUGGCGCUAUUGGAACAUUCAGACAGCUGCAGAAACCCACGUCUAUGCAGUCUUUGCCUACCUCGUCCAAGUUCAGCUACACAGAGGAGUCAGGACAGGCUCUCGUCGUAGGCUCGGAUUUUCAAAAAUUGACCGAUGAACGUUUAUUUCAACAGAAGCCUCGUCAGAAGCCAAGUGUAGGAUACCGGUUAGGGAAGCGACGCUCUUUGUAUCAAAAGCGGAAGCAGAUAUCAGACUAUUGCCUUGUGUUUGGGAUGAUUGGAAUCGGUGUCAUGGUGCUUGAAACAGAACUUAGCAUGGCUGGCAUUUUCUCGAAG